AGUUCAUACCCGGUAGCCUACCUCUCUCUCUCUCUCUCUCGCUCGCUCCAGCUGUGUGUGUCCUGGCGGUUCACCCGAAUAAUAUCGCGCCCAAAACUUACGACUGGAACCCCUUGCUGCUGACGGCUUGCUCAACCUACUGAUGAUAUACCUGCUAAAUGUCAGGCCGUCCUGUUAACACGGUAUCGACGUCGGGAAAUUAACCACCCGCAUGGUUUUCCACACGAACAUGUCUGACUGGAAGAAGUCCUUCAUAGAGGCGGAGCAAGAGAAGGCGGAAACAGAGUUACAACAUGUAGAGCCAAUCAAACUGCGAGUUGGCCUCUACGUCACUGUAUGUCUCUUCAUCGCUGGCGGGAUCUUGAUAGUGUCAGCGAUCGGAGGAUUUUUCAGCCUGAAGAGCGGGUGGUGGCUGGUGUGUGCAGGCGGGUGUGUGGGCGUAGAGAUGGUGGUGGCUGGAGGCGUGGUCACCUGGAGUGGGCGAGGCCUCUCUAACACUGCCCUGGUACAAGGGUACCUGGUGCUGGGGGUGCUCUCCGUGGUGUCCUGCAUCCUCCAGAUGACUCUCCUGGGCCUCCUGGCAGCCGUCACCCCUACCUUCGAAGCCACGCCCGCACUACCACCCACGGCCAGCCAUGAGAGGAUGCGGGCGUGGGUACAGUUCCUGGGUGGUGCUCAGGGGGCCAUGGCAGUGCUGGUGGGCGGGAUGGUGGGCGUGACCAUCGUGGUGACGGCGUGUUGCUGUAAGACCCCUAAAGACAAUGUAGUGGGUGUGUAUCAGCCCAGGUGACAAUCCCACCCACAACCAUCACACACCCAACCUUCACAGUCACGUACCUCCCCGCUCACCUUCCACUCUCUUCAUGUCCAUGUUGAGGACUUAUGUUGACGCUUGAACAAACAAUAUAAUUAAGUAAUCCUCACUGAAAUGAGAGAUUUAAGUCCUAGACUUUCUGGUCUGAUGAGUGCAGCGGGUCUAGCGUUCUUCCUCCUCAUAAUCCUCUUCCCGUCUCAUUUCCUCUUCUCUCCACAGACUCCCCUUUCCGCCCACUUUGUCUCAGCUGUCCUCCCACCCUCUCAUCUCCAGCUUCGAGCCUCCCCUACAAUACUCAGCAUCUCUGCCCUGCGUGUCAGUGAUGCCCACACGUCGAUUAUGAAAUUGGUCUGGGUCACCAUCCAUCCCCACAUCACAGCUUCAAGGUCGGCCGGACGCACCCCACGUGACACACUUCCGGCGGCGUACCUGGGGCGUGACACGGGCCGCCCACACCCCGGAAACCCACGACAACGAGGGCGUGACCCCUACGCCAACCCCACCACCUGCUUGUGCGUGAAACUCUAUACUGUUACUAUGAACAAAGUGGUACUGUGGAACUGUGUUUAGCGACAUGGUUUGGUUAAUUUUAUAUAGUGUUGAAAACAAAAGUAUGAAGUUGUGUACAUAGACAGUUUGAUAAAAUAGUGUAAAUAUACUGUAGAAGGCAUGUCUGGAGGCGAGUGUUGGUGUCUGUGUUGUGCCGCGUGUUACCCUGAACGGAGGUGCUCACUCACAUAAUAAUAGCAAGUAGUGAAACUGAAGGUUGACUCUUACCACCACUUAAUAUACCAGCCAGUGCCAGGUUUCAGCAUCCUUGCACACGUGAUCGGGCAGAAAAAUGCCAAUGGUAGCAAUUCUUUAUUAUUGAACCAUUUCCAUGGCAACCAUCCUCAAAUUAUGGCAAACACUUAUCAUCGUUCAAGCUGCUAUAACUGCUAUUAAAUAUGCUAGGGUGUUAAAGGAAAGCUCUGGGAUUGUUCUGAACAGCCAUGCCUCUUAUUGCUAGUGUUCUGCUAAUUUGCAUAUAAUUAUGACGUCACAAACCGGAAAAAAUAUUCCUAUUCUGUUGUGCAUUUGUUGUUGAGUCUUGGUGGUUCAAAAUAGUGCUGUCUGGUAGGAAAUAUAUCUAG
Homarus americanus (American lobster) is the source of this 1947-nucleotide messenger RNA. RefSeq lists its product as uncharacterized. Lineage: Eukaryota; Metazoa; Arthropoda; Malacostraca; Decapoda; Nephropidae. The transcript is spliced from 4 exons. The record is from RefSeq and is a predicted model, not a curated record. Bases 212 to 790 code for a protein of 192 amino acids.